Messenger RNA from Parus major (Great Tit), 5594 nucleotides. RefSeq names its product cadherin 17 (gene CDH17). The coding region runs from base 1623 to 4124 and encodes 833 amino acids. The record is from RefSeq and is a predicted model, not a curated record. Gene Ontology annotation, cellular component: catenin complex; adherens junction; plasma membrane. NCBI's taxonomy places the organism in Eukaryota, Metazoa, Chordata, Aves, Passeriformes, Paridae. The transcript has 18 exons. Gene Ontology annotation, molecular function: calcium ion binding; cadherin binding. Gene Ontology annotation, biological process: calcium-dependent cell-cell adhesion; homophilic cell-cell adhesion; cell-cell junction assembly.
AGAUCACACUUCUGACAUCAUGACUGGAGUUACUCUGCACUUGUCACGUGAAGGAGGACUAAAAAUGUCAUUAGGAAUUUGUGUAUGUGAGUUUGGUUCUGCCACAGGAAGUCUCACUGUUUUAAAAUUACUACUUCAUGUUGAAAGUACUGCUCAUUUUUAUCCAACUAGUACACAGUUAAUCUGCAUGUAGGUCAAUUAAAAUCAGUGUAUUUCAGAGAAAGUUAAUUUCCCUCUCAUUAUAUUUAUUUAGAAACCAUCAGCAACUUAAUGCUUUAUUCAGAACUGGUUUUGAGAUGGACUCUAAAGAUAACUCACUGGUAGCAGACAACUUUGAGAAAGUCUGAAUCAUUCUGAGUGCAUGAGUGAAUGGAGAGCACUUGUGUCUUAAAGCGUGCUGAAAGCAUAGCCUAGAGGUUUUUUCCUGGAGAAACAAACACUGAUUUUGAGGGAAAAGUGUGAUCUGAAACACAAACAGAAGGCCCAACUUUUCCCAGAACUCUACACCUAGAGCUGCAGUCAAUUCUAAACAGUUUUUUAUUUAGAUGCAUCAUUCAGAAAAUUAUGUGCUGCACAAAUAAUUUGACAAUGUUCAAAAACAAUCUGAAAGACUGAAGAAAUUGAAAGCAGAAGUUAGAACCUGGAUGAGAAGUAACAUUUCUGAAGACAAUAAAAUAAGCCUGUCCAAAAUUUCUGAAAUAAGAACAAUAUUAAAAAGUGAGAUACAAAAAGCGUAAUAUUUUAAGAACUGCAACUAAAAAAAAAAAAAUAACUAUGGUUCUGUCCAAAUACAUUUUAUUUAUUAUUUGUUUUACCACUGUCCUUUACAGCCCAACUGAUUUCAGUUCCCUUUACUGCAGGUGUCGUACUGCAGAGACGAGUUCCCUUGAAAGGCUGCAAACAUAAACAGACAUGAAAGAUGGCACACAAGGGAAGGGAAUGAUUGAAUCCUUUAUGAGAUAAGUAUCUGGAAAAGGGCAGACAGAGUGAUUUGCCCAAAGAUGCCCAAAGUAAGUUUUUAGCAGAGCUCAGACAGAAUUUGAGCUUUCCACUAUGAGGACUGAUAUAUUAUUUUCAUAACUCGGCUGGGUGCUUCCCACAAAAGGAUCUGCUGUGAAAACAAGUCACCUUUAUGUCCAAAUUCUUGUCUUCUGAAUGUGAAUUAUUCCUGCAACUAGGCAAGUAGCAAACACGCUCUCCACCCAAGGCCCGUGUCCUCUCCUCUCUACAUGCCCUGUUACAGAAAGGCUGUCUUUCACCUGUGGCUCAAACCCAUGUCCUGCAUCCUCUUUUCUCACAGCCUGAAAACAAAUUAAAUCUUUAGGAAAAUCAUAAAGGAUGUAAAAAUACUGAAGGCUGUAAAUUACCUUGGAGCUACCUUGCCUCCUUACAGGGCUGCUGUUUCAUACCACACCUAGUCAUUAGAAUCAAUAAUUUUCCAUGCAGUUAAUGUUUGAUCUACUGAACCUCUGAGGGCAAGUCUGAGGAACUAUAAACUGGAUAAGCACAGACAGACAUCACCAACCUGUGCAAAGGUGAUUCCCACAGCUGAAAGAAAGAAGCAUUUUUAGAGCAAAAUAAGCUUUUCAUGUUGCAGGAGCUGAAGCAAAGCAUAUUCCAGUAUGCUUAAGCUGUGUGGACUCCAAUUUCUGCUUCUCCUUCAGUCGGCUAUGUGGCUUAAUCUGGAGGGCCUGAGUGUAAGUGGGCCUCUGAAGGACAUGGACUUCUUUGUCCAAGAAGGAGGGGGUUCACGCAUCCUUCACCAGUUCACACUUGAGCCACCUGCUGUGAGUUUCAGAAUUUCUGGUGAAAAAGCUGGAAUUAUUGGCAUUGAGCCAAGGACAGGCAUCCUGUACAUCAAUGGGUCUCUGGACUGGGAGACCAAACAAGUGCACAAGCUGCAGGUGGAAAGUCUGGAUGAAAGUGGAAGCAAAGUUAAAGGUCCAUAUUCUGUUACAAUAUAUGUGGAGGAUAUCAAUGACAACCCACCAGAGUUUGACCAGAAAAGGUACUUUGGAAUAGUGAGGCAGAACUCUCGUCCAGGCAAGCCCUUCAUGUAUGUCCAUGCCACUGACCGUGAUGAUCCCACAACUCCCCAUGCUCAGCUGUCAUACAGCAUUCUCCACCAUUUUCCCAACCCAUAUAAAGAAAUGCUUUUCCAGAUUGAUAAUGCAACUGGAGCAAUCUCACUAAGCAGGACAGGCUCUUAUUACUUGGAUCCUCAAAAGCAGGACUUCUUCACACUUGUUGUCUCAGUGAAGGACAUGGCAGGGACAACAAUAAAUGCUUUCACCAGCACUGUUGAUGUGAUCAUCACUGUGAUGGAGAGCCUGUGGAAAGCUCCUCCCAUCAUCCACAUCAGAGAAAACUCAACUCAGGUCCACCCUGUCAACAUCAGCAAGGUGUGGUCAAAUGAACCAGAUGUAAUUUAUGACAUUUUUGAAAAAGAAAAGCUCCCAAGGCUCCCAUUUUCCAUCAGUAUGAAUGGGGAUAUUUAUGUGACAGAACCAUUGGACAGGGAAGAAAAGGAUACUUAUACAUUCUUUGUGGUGACAAAAGAUAACACGGGAGAGCUGGUGGACAAGCCUUUGCAAAUUCAUGUUAUUGUGGAUGACAUCAAUGACAACCCCCCUGUGUGCCAGAAGACCCUCACCAUAAUUGAAGUUCAAGAAAAUGAAAUGGGAGGAAGUAAUAUUGGCACCGUGCUUGCUAUGGACAUGGAUAAGGAGGACACCCUUAACUCUCGUCUGCGGUUCCAAAUUCAAAGUCAGGAACCUGAAUUUCCCGAAAAGAAUCUCUUCUAUAUCCAGAAAGACACUGGGGUUUUGCAAUUAACUGGCCGUUCCUUACGCAAGCGUGAAUCAGCCAAGUAUUCCUUGAAGGUCCUGGUGACAGAUUUAAAAUAUGAAACAAUCUGUGAUGUGGAAGUACAUGUCAUCGACAUCAACGAUCAAAUUCCCAUCUUUGAAAAAUCAGAAUAUGACAGCGUGACCAUGGCAGAAAAUAUGCCAAUAGGAAUUGUGGUAUUAGAAAUUCAAGCUACUGAUGGAGAUGAGCCUGGCACAGGGAGCUCUCUCAUCAUUUACCAAGUGAAGGAAGGUGAUCCAAACAACACGUUCAUCAUAGAGACAGACUCUCAAACAAACCGAGGGUUUGUCAAGAUUAACAAGGCUCUCGAUUUUGAGACAAUGCCUGUGUACAACCUGGUGAUCAACGCCACAAACCCCGAACCGCUGGUGCCACACGUGCAGUACAACUCAAGCUCUACUACCAAGUUUAAAGUGUUUGUAAAAAAUGUGGAUGAGCCACCUGUUUUCCUGAAUCCAGUUUACAAAGCAGAAGUGUCUGAAGACAUUCCUGUCAAUACCUUGGUCAUGACGGUGGAGGCCUAUGAUCCUGAAAAGGAUUCUAUACGAUUCUCCUUGGAAGGUGAUGUGAGAAAAUGGCUGAGAAUUGAUCCAGCCACUGGGCAGGUAUACACUAAUUCCCCUCUGGAUCGAGAAGCAGAAGAAAUAUACUCAAUAGAGGUUGUUGCAUCAGAAAAAAAUAACGCAGCUCAGAAAUCCAAAGCACCCUUGAUUCUACGCUUACUCGAUGUGAAUGACAACCCUCCAGAAAUAGCUACGGAUUAUCCUACUUUCUUUUGCUACCCAGUCAGUGGAGGAGAGAGAACUCUUAUUAAAGCUACUGAUGCUGAUAAACAGUAUUUUUAUUCAAAAUUUACUUUUUCCCUUGCGGAUGAGAUGAAUACAAGAAAUAACUGGGAAAUCUCAAAAUUCAAUGCUACCCAUGCUUACCUGUCCCUGAAACAUGCUAACUUUGAAGAGAAGGUGUAUGAUGUUCCAAUAGUACUUAAUGACAAUGGAAAUCCGGCUUUGCAAAACAAAGUGAAUCUUAAAGUAAACAUCUGCAAGUGUUCCAGUGAAAAUUCAUGUUUUAUUGAAAUAGACCGUGAGCACUCCUGGCCAACUCCUGGGCAGGCAAUUGGGAUUCUCCUUGGGGUCCUGCUCAUCAUUGGUGCCAUUUUAGCGGGUGCAUUUUACCACAUGAAACGCAAAGAGAAAAAUGAAAAGAGCCAUCCCAAAGAUGCAAAAGAUAAGGCUGAACUCAGCACACUGGCUUAAUGACUGUUGCAUCAAGAGACCAAACCACCUUCUGGGUUGUGGAUGAGUGAACUUUGAAGCUUCCAAAGCCCAGAGGUAUACUAUCACAAUAGGAUAAAACCAUGCAAAACGAGACUCCCAGGGGUUUGGGCUCAUUUUUGCACCUAAUACUAUCUAGUCACAAAACAUAAAAUAUAUGUAACCUUCAGCAGCAGCCAUUAAUAAACAUACCAGCUUUGACUGAAGUGUUAACUCAUGACACCACCAAAUGCUGAGCUCCUUCAAGGAUCUAUACAUGGGACCAGUCCUCUUCAUCUGCCAGCUGAAGUAAAUACGGACUUUUCAGAGGACUAUAUUUUGUCGACCUGCACAUAUUUGUCUCUUUCCAACUCAGUAAGCCACUGAAGAGCAGACUGGGGAAUAAAGUCCUAUGCUACAUUUGAAGAUACCCUGUGAAGCUGUGGGAAUCUCUCUGACUCUCAUCAAAGGAGUUCACAAACUUAUUACAAUCUGUAAUAUGCCCUGGGUCAUGCUUUCUUACAUUAUGCUGAAUUUGUAUUAUCAAUGUGACAUUUCAGUUUUUCUUUUUUGAUAUCACACAGAGUAAAACCAGUUUGUGAAGUGCCAUGGCCUUUCAUUACAAUAUCCAAGUUAAAAAAAACUAUGCUGAGUAAUAUGCAGUUUUAUCUUACUUCUGCAAAUAUUGCUCUUGUGCCCUACACAUAAGAAUAAAAAUGUUCUUUAAAGAUUUUAGUCCCUGCUUAUUUUAUAAAGUAACUAAAAAAUGAGGAAGUGCAUAAGAGCAAACCAUUGCUGCUUGGUUCUCUGUUGUAUUUAACCCUUACUUUCACAUAGUACAGAUUAAAAAGUGCUCUCAGCCAGAGUGAUAUGUGUCCAGCUGCUUCAGAUGCAACGAUUGCUGGAGCCACUUCUAUCCUAGUUACAGUAAAACGUAUUUGAAGCCAGGGUGACACUCAGAGAAAAAAGUCUUUCUCCUGACAGCAUGCCUAUAGAAGGGCAUUUUUGGUGACAGUUUGAGGGAGGCUUUUCUUUUAAGCUAUAAAUAAAAGCUGACAAAUAUUGUGUUAAACUGAAAAGACAAUAUCCUUUUGAAAACAUUCAAGAAAAGGUCGUAUGGAAAAGAGUAUAUUUGUUUAUCCAGGAUUUUUUUUAAUGGCUUUUGCAGCACAGAACUAGAAAGAAAAGAGCAUUUUUUUGGUAGCAUUGCAUUUGUAAUAGGUUUUCCUAGAAUGCUGCCAGCAAAAACUUUGCUUUUGGGCUUCAGCAACACAACACAAUUGUUGUACCUCUUACCCCAGCUUCCCCAGCUGUUGGAGCUCUGUUAUUUGCUGGGGGCUCACUGCUGGAAUGUAUUUAUUUUAUGAUGGGAAUGUAAUCCUUUAUAUUUGGAAAGUAUGACAUUCAGUUACAUCAGUGUGUCCAGGGAUUAAGAUUAGUAUAUUGUUUUAUAAAUAAAGGAGACAAAGUUCA